Tympanuchus pallidicinctus (lesser prairie-chicken) is the source of this 4753-nucleotide messenger RNA. It is a transcript of the gene ARHGEF7, whose product is annotated as Rho guanine nucleotide exchange factor 7. Bases 2089 to 3969 code for a protein of 626 amino acids. Gene Ontology annotation, molecular function: protein binding; guanyl-nucleotide exchange factor activity. Gene Ontology annotation, biological process: intracellular signal transduction. The transcript has 17 exons. Lineage: Eukaryota; Metazoa; Chordata; Aves; Galliformes; Phasianidae. The record is from RefSeq and is a predicted model, not a curated record.
CUUCUGUUUUGACUGCUAGCUAUUUAUUAACUAAUGAGGAUCUGUCGUGUCCUGAGGGGGAAAACUGACUUAUCCAUAGUAAUAUAGAUGGUAAAUUAAAGCAUUGGCCCUAGAAUAUUGUUAUGAAGUCUGUCAGCAGUGAAUUAGAUAAUUGUUUUGUUUUCACUUUUUUCUGCACUGUAACAAAUACCUCCAAUUGUUAAUUUCAUCACCUUAUUAUUUUUGUUUAAAAAAUGAGAGGCUGUGCUAUAGCAUGCACUUUGUUUCCAAGAGGUAAGACUUUAUUGCUGUUCUUAAAAUUUAAAUUGGGGUAGAUGGCAUCUACAUUUUCUUGAAACAUUCUAAGUGCUUACUACGGCAAUAUAACCCAAAUAAUUAUUUUAAGUCAUUAGUAUGUAGUGAUAUUUAAAGGUAGAUUAACAUUCAAACAGUUUAAACUGUGAAUUGAUUUUUUUUUUCUUUUUUUGCUGUGUGAGCUGCAACUCCUGCUUUAUGUAACUGGUCAUUGUUACAGAUGUGGUUCUUCCCUAUGAUAAGCAUUUCAUCAUCAAUCCACAUGAAACCCGUACUAAAGGUCAAAAACGAGUAGCUCCUAAUGAACUGUAGAUGAAAGAGCAUAGCCUGAGUUAGAGUAAGCAUUUAAAAACUGUGUUGCUGUCACUUGACAGCCAAGCAUGUUCUGGGACUGGUGUGCUGGAAUUCCUUGCUUCUGUUGAGUUGUGACUGUAUUCCUUCAUACAUACUAAGACCCUGUAAACCUCAUGAUUAUUUGUUGCUAUCUUUCCUAGGGAAGGAUUUAUGCUGCAGGUAGCACCUGUGAGUGUGUUGGUCAGCCUGAGGAAAAGAAUCAAAGGACAGUUCAGAGGAAACUCAGGAAGUGGUAGGAGAGGCUUUGCUAAUCUCCCCUUCUGGGAAAACAACUGUAUAGGCUCAGGAAAGUGCUUAAAAUGAAGAUGAGACUGCUUUCUUCUGUUCUUCAUCUCCGUGUAAACAUGUUCAUGGAUUUGCAGAACUCCACUCGAAGUUCGUAACACAGAUGGUGAUGGUCUCUGUGCUUUAUUAGUGGUGCCUCGCAGUUGGGGUUGCUUGAAAGUAUGGGAUGUGUUUGGUUUAUUGUUACACUUUGCCUAGAUGGAGACUGUGGGUUACUGGAGUGACUGUGCUGCAGCAUCUUCUCCAUUAAAUGCUACAAGUCUGAACAGGAUAUAAUAUGAACCAGACUUGUUGGAAGUGUUUCUAACUUGACCAUGUAGAAGUAAUUCAGUAGCCUGCCGCUGAAGAAGCGAUCGUAUUAUUGCAUGUUAUUCCCUGAGGACAGAAUGGGUUAUGUUUUAUUUUUUCUUGUUGAUUCCUUGAGAAUUUAAAACUUGGCGUCCCACAUAAAAAUUAUCUUGGCUUAGAAGAUAAUUGUGUGGAGUCUAAGCAGCUUUUCUAAAAGCUGGUAAAGAAAUGGACAGCAUUCUCUAUGGUAUGAGUAUUUUGAUAAGUGAUUGGAAAACAACUGUGCCUUCUGAGGCCCUGCUUUUCAAGUUGGAGCAAGUAUUUGUAUUUAUCAAAGUUCAUGAAUGUUUGAGAGGGCACUGGAUAUAAUGGGAUACUUUUAUGGUGCUUUACAGUGCUCCUCUUGAGACCUCUUUUAGGGAAUAUAGUCUGAGUUGCAUGAUCCGGGAACAUUAGACAUUGACUGCUUUUGCUGAACACGUGAUACUCCACUUGAAUGCUUUACUGCUUGCAUAAAAUGAGAAUGUGCUGCAGGAUCAUGCCCAAGUGUCGCUAUGAAAUCUGCCUUUUUUCCCUCUGUUGGAAGGUGAUCAGCUUUGUGCAGGUCAUUCAAAUCCAUUUUUGGGUGGUAGCUUUCCCCUUAGGGAAAUGACUGGGGUUUUGUGUGACAGAAUUGUUAACCAAGCUUGAAUUUUCCAUGCCUUGUGAUUGAGAGAGCUUGUGCUCUGUGAGCUCAGUUUUCUGUGCCUGCCAUUCAUCAGUGUUACGGAUUGUAAAAGCUGCCACUUCAAUGCUGCUCUUUUGGUACCCAGACUUAUCUGUGCAAAUGUUGUGGUGGAGCUGUGGAAACAAGGUCUUCGAGGUCUCAUGGGGUCUUGCAGCAGCCAGAACACACGGAAAACAGGAAAGGGAAGAAAGGUGCUACAAAAUAUAUUAGAAACAGAAAAUGAAUAUUCUAAGGAGCUACAGACAAUGCUUUCGAACUACCUGCGACCAUUACAAGCCAGUGAAAAGUUAAACUCGACAAACACUUCAUACUUAAUGGGAAAUCUGGAAGAAAUAAGUUCUUUUCAGCAGAUGCUUGUACAGUCUUUAGAAGAAUGCACCAAGUUGCCUGAAGCUCAGCAGAGGGUUGGAGGAUGUUUUCUAAAUUUGAUGUCACAAAUGAAAAGCUUAUACCUUGCCUACUGUGCCAAUCAUCCAUCAGCAGUAAAUGUUCUCACAGAACAUAGUGAGGAGCUAGGAGAAUUCAUGGAGGUGAAAGGUGCCAACAGUCCUGGGAUCCUUGUACUGACCACAGGCCUCAGCAAACCUUUUAUGCGUCUGGAUAAAUACCCCACGUUACUCAAAGAGCUUGAAAGGCACAUGGAGGAUUAUCAUCCAGAUCGUCCAGAUAUUCAAAAAUCCAUGACAGCCUUCAAAAACCUUUCUGCACAAUGUCAAGAAGUACGGAAACGGAAAGAACUUGAACUACAAAUAUUAACAGAAGCAAUCCGCUGUUGGGAGGGGGAAGAUAUUAAAACACUUGGCAAUGUGAUCUACAUGUCCCAGGUCAUGAUUCAGUGUGCUGGAAGUGAGGAAAAGAAUGAAAGGUAUCUUCUUCUCUUCCCUAACAUUUUGUUAAUGUUGUCUGCCAGCCCAAGAAUGAGUGGGUUCAUUUAUCAGGGGAAGCUACCAAUGACUGGAAUGACUAUCACAAAGCUAGAAGACAGUGAAAACCAUAAAAAUGCAUUUGAAAUAUCAGGAACUAUGAUUGAAAGGAUAUUAGUGUCAUGUAACAACCAACAAGAUUUGCAUGAGUGGGUCGAUCACCUGCAGAAACAAACCAAAGUCACAACUGUUGGGAAUCCCACCAUUAAACCUCAUUCUGUGCCAUCUCACACACUUCCUUCCCAUCCAGUGACACCCUCCAGCAAGCACUCGGACAGCAAGCAGAUACCACUGACUCCUGCAUAUCACACUCUCCCUCAUCCGUCACAUCACGGGACUCCACAUACCACGAUAAACUGGGGACCUCUGGAACCUCCUAAAACACCCAAGCCCUGGAGUCUGAGCUGUUUACGGCCCGCACCUCCACUACGGCCUUCAGCAGCACUUUGUUACAAAGAGGAUCUAAGUAAGAGCCCUAAAACCAUGAAAAAGCUGCUUCCCAAACGCAAGCCAGAACGGAAGCCAUCAGAUGAAGAAUUUGCACUGAGAAAAAGUACAGCUGCUUUAGAAGAAGAUGCUCAAAUUCUUAAAGUCAUUGAAGCAUAUUGCACAAGUGCCAAAACACGUCAAACACUAAACUCAACAUGGCAAGGCACUGACCUGAUGCAUAAUCACGUCUUGGCUGAUGAUGACCAAUCAAGUCUAGACUCCUUGGGUCGUCGCAGUAGUCUUUCUCGUUUGGAGCCUUCAGACCUCUCAGAAGACUCUGACUAUGACAGUAUAUGGACAGCCCAUAGUUACAGAAUGGGGUCUACAUCUCGUUCCCGCAAAGAAUCAGCUCCCCAAGUCCUGCUUCCAGAAGAAGAGAAAAUCAUUGUAGAAGAAACUAAAAGUAAUGGUCAGACUGUUAUAGAAGAGAAAAGCCUUGUUGACACAGUAUAUGCAUUAAAGGAUGAAGUACAGGAGUUAAGACAGGACAACAAAAAGAUGAAGAAAUCAUUAGAAGAAGAACAAAGAGCUCGCAAGGACUUGGAGAAGCUUGUUAGAAAAGUUCUAAAGAACAUGAAUGAUCCAUCUUGGGAUGAAACCAAUUUAUAACUAUUUUUUUUCUUUCUAUUGAAAGACCAGUUGUAAAACUGAGCUGGGAAGCCUUCUGACAUUAGUCAGUGUUGCAUCAAGAGCACUACAAAACAGGAUUUAACUGGAUCUGGUGAUUUCUUGCUCUGAACAUAUAGAAACAGUCAAGCCAUUCACUGAAGCAAUCUGUACACUAGGUGUUGGAGACUGUGGAUCCUGAACUCUACUAAACUUAAUUUGUUUGCAUCUAAAUUACCUCAUUUUGCAGAAAGUGCAGCAUCUGACUAAAAGUCCAUGUUUUUCAGUGGCUUUUUAAUUAAAUAUAUAUAUUUUUCUUGUAAAUAUCUGUAAUUUUGAAUGCAUAUGUGGUUGGUAUAUCAGGGCUGAUACGUUGUUUUUUUCCUUCUUGUUCUUACAACGGUCACAAGUGUUAGAAAGGUGGCAGUACUGUCUUAGCUAAGAAGGGUCAGAGUUCUUUGUGGCUAAUUAUGGAUUUGCUCCAAAAUGCUCACUCAUCACACAUGCAAAUUUAAAAACUUGUUUUUCCUAUUGACCAGUGUAUUUAAAUCCUUUCCUGUUAUUUAUCUCUGCACAUACGUUUGAAGCAGUUUACAAUUGCUUAGAAACAGUAUUAAACUACAGGAAAUCGUUUAUUGGUGGUGGAAACAAAACUUAACGACACUAAUGCCCACGAUUUAUGUUCAUGUACUUUCAUUUGGCAGACUAAUCUCUUGUGCUUUGGCCACCAGAAGACUGAUGUACUUGCCUGCUUUUUGACUGUGAUUUUUAGGUGUUUAUGUACUAC